Rhododendron vialii is the source of this 1499-nucleotide messenger RNA. RefSeq lists its product as uncharacterized. The record is from RefSeq and is a predicted model, not a curated record. The transcript has 10 exons. Gene Ontology annotation, cellular component: nucleus. NCBI's taxonomy places the organism in Eukaryota, Viridiplantae, Streptophyta, Magnoliopsida, Ericales, Ericaceae. Gene Ontology annotation, molecular function: deSUMOylase activity. Gene Ontology annotation, biological process: protein desumoylation. Bases 15 to 1466 code for a protein of 483 amino acids.
CACUUUUAGCUCAAAUGGUCAAUAAAGUUUCUGGAAAAGAAACUGUUUCACUCCAACCGGUAGAAGUGAACCUUGCGCCCAAAAAAAAGCCUGAUGUCACUAUAUCCAUCGACACUAAUGAAAGUUGUCUUCCAUUCCAACCGGUGGAGGAAGUGAAUGUGAAGUCCCUCGUUAAAAAGCAACCCGCCCAAGGUCUGAAAAGAGCAAGAACUUCUGGAAUGACGGAUUUGAAUACAAUUUCUGCCGGUGUAGAUGUUGAAAUUGUUGAUCCAAUUGCAAGUCGAAAAAAUCCACGCAUUAAAAAGCCAACCAAACAACUUCGAAGGUGUUCUUCACGACUUGUCGAAUUUGAUUCAUUUUCUCAAAAUGGUAUUGGUUGUCCACAAACUCGACCUUCCAAUGAGCUGAAGCGAAGUCAAUAUUUGUGCUCACCUUAUAUCCCUUUGGAUAUCGGGAUGAAAAGGAUGAAAGGCAAUAAAAAGGCUACCAUAACGAAGGUAAAUAUGGAUGAAGAAUCUGAGCUUGAUUCAGACGACGUCAAAUGCCAAAAGAUUAGCACUGCACUGGAUUUACUUUGUGCAACAUUUAAUGGUCCCUCCAUUCCUAAGAAGUCACUUCCACAGCCAAAGCCAAUACCUCCACAUCCUCUAUCAUCAGAUGAGAAGGUCCUUGUGGCAUAUUAUUUUGAUAAAGAACUAGAUCGAGACCUCUCCUUCAGUGAAACUAUUGUGAGUUUUGCGAUAGAUCUUGCUACCCGUCGAGAUUUGUGUUCAUUAAAGCCGGGAGUUUGGUUAGACAGUUCUAUUAUUACUCUUGUGGCAGUGCAACUAACAAGUGUGCAGAAGAAGAGACAUCAAGAUAAGUGUCACACAACUUGGUACUUGCCAACUUACAUUUCGCAAAGGAUUAUUAAUGACGAAGUCAAUGAAGAUGAGUACCCACCUUUAGCACAGUGCUAUUUCGGUGAGACUAAAUAUACUGGAGAAAUUCAUGCUUGUCAGGAGAUAUAUAUUCCAAUGAACGAUGCGAACACACAUUGGUUCUGUUUAAAGUUGGAUAUGGUAUACCAAAAGAUAUAUCUACUUGACUCCCUGCCAACUUGCAGAGAUAACAGUGAACGAAAACAAAUGGCAAUAAAACUGGUUCAUGCUCUGCAUUUGAUGCUUCAAACAAAAUAUGGGCACUUUUAUGUUGCUGACGUGACUAUGUUUGAUUGGAUUACACUUGAAGAUCCUCCUAUCCAAGAUAACUCAUAUGAUUGCGGGAUGUUUGUCAUAAAGCAUAUGCAGGGCAUCCCAUUGCCAAAUGGUGUACAAGGGUUUGAUCCUCUAGAAAGGCUAAGGUUGCCGGUUGACUUGGUGAGAGAUCCAAAUAACUUGAAGUGGCCAGAGAUUUCUGUUAGAAUUGAAAAGUAUAAGCUAAGGUGGGUAUCCUCCACAUUAUAUUCCUUAGUCCCGAUAAUGUAAUCACACUAACAAUAUAUAAUUUUGGUCAGGGAC